Molecule: messenger RNA, 5428 nt
Organism: Oncorhynchus mykiss (rainbow trout)
Lineage: Eukaryota; Metazoa; Chordata; Actinopteri; Salmoniformes; Salmonidae
Gene: mtfr1l
Product: mitochondrial fission regulator 1-like
Biological process (GO): aerobic respiration; mitochondrial fission
Cellular component (GO): mitochondrion
Source: RefSeq, a predicted model, not a curated record
ACCAAUCACAUUAUAGAAUAGAGUGCUUUUUCCGGGCCUAGUAAAACGAUAACAUUGCUGAAGUCUGAAAGACGAAAACGAGAACGUGUUAGUCGAAAAGAAAAUAAUUAUUGAAAUCUCUCAGACGUUACAUUAACAAAUAUGUUGGAAGACCUCAAUAUCAGCGUCUGAAGACUGUUUAUGGCAUGUCCUUUGUUUACUAAACACACAGUAGCCAACUGAGCCCAGCGCUGAUUAGGUGUCCUCUGCACAUUGUAUGAGCAAGAUCAUUCACCAUGGAAACCGAAGCAGAGGUUAUUCCUAUUUGGCAGAACAAGCCUCAUGGGUCGACUCGCAGUGUGGUGAGGAGAAUAGGCUCUAUUGUACCCAUGAAACCACCGCCCAGGGCAUGUUUCCAGGAACUCCCAGGUCUCCCUCCUCUGCGGCCCAUGGAUGGCCCCACGGUGCCCACACUGGCAGACAUUGCCUGGAUCGCAGCAGAUGAGGAGUCUGAGACCUAUGCCAGAGUGCGGAGCGAUUCACGCCCUCUUAGACAUGAGUGGCGACCCACGCCUCUCCUGGUUAUGCACAGGAACUCCUCAGUUCCCAACUUCCGCCGCGACGUCAAGAAGGUGGAGACGCUGAGGAAGCCUGCGGUGACGGCCAUGAACCGUACCACCUCCCUGCAGGAUGAGCUGAGCAGACUCCGCUCCCAGAUCGCCAAGAUCGUAGCCACAGAAUCUGGCUCCAACCCCUUGACCCCCGACCUCCUGUCCCCCGACGACACCAGCAUGAGCUUUUCCAUGGCGCCCUUUGAGACGGCGCCCUACCAGCCCGCCGCCUCAGCCUCCUUCGUCAUCAGUGACGUGACGGAAGAGGAAGAGGAGGAAGAUGAGGAGGAGGAUGUGGUGUCUGUGGUUUCGGAGCUUAUGCCGGACCCCAUGCCGCUCGCAAACAUGUCUGCCUCUAUGACGGCCUCAGCGACCUUUGACCUGGACCAUCCCAGCAUGGACUUCCGGGAGGCGGAGGAGGACACAGUGUCGCUGUCCAAGUCCACCAGCUUUGCUGACGUCAUGGACAUCCUGAAGGACAUGAACCGCAUGAAGAUGAGCAAGGACAGGUGCAACAGAGGCUGCACCUCCCUGAUGGGCGAAUCGGACUCCGCCUCGCUGAUCUCCGAGGCCUUGAGGAAGAAGUUUACCCUGAAGGAUGAAGACAUCAGGGGGAUGAAGAAACACACCUAGAGCACCCGUAGUCCUCCAUCUCCCCACGCCUGUGCCUGACGACCCAGUCCCGUGGAGACCCGGCUGCACCUCAUCAACCGUGGCAACGGUUAAACCAGACGGAAAAACAAACCACCACCUCCCAGCAGGCCCAGUCAGUCUGAACCCAACCAAAUCUAAACCAUACCCUAGCUAUUAAAAAUAUUGCCUAGUCAGACCAUGGUAGCAGCUGGCUGAUAGGCACUAUAAGAUGGGUGCUGUUUGACGUAGCACAGAUAAUUUUUGACUGACCUUAACUUGUCGAUUCUUCCUCAAUUCCAGACUUGGAAGACAACUAAUGUCUUCUAAAAGUCAAUGUCUAGUUUCAGCGGGUUUGAAUUUAGAAAAAUCUAUUUAGUCUGCCACCCAUUAAUAAUGAUUAAAAAGAAAAGUCAAAAGGUUUGACAGCCGUACCAUAUAAAAUGCAUGUCAGUUGGGAACAGGUUUUUGAUGUCCCAAUACCUUGGCACCGAGUCUAUGAACUGACAUAUAAAACAAUUAUUGACAUUAAUUUUAAUUUAAUCUAUUAUAAAAUACUUACUACAAAAAGAAUGCUCAAUAUAUAUGGGACAUUGGACAGUCAGCCUUGUGCACCCUCUGCCACGAGGAAAUAGAAUCAAUAGAACAGUGAGCCUUGUGCAGACUCUGCCACGAGGAAAUAGAAUCAAUAGAACAGUCAGCCUUGUGCAGACUCUGCCACGAGGAAAUAGAAUCAAUAGAACAGUCAGCCUUGUGCACCCUCUGCCACGAGGAAAUAGAAUACUGUCCAUCGGUGGCUCGCUUUUGGAGUCAGGUCCAGGAAUGGUUAUGUCUUAUCAGGGUUCAGAUGGACAUGCCGACUAUUGUCAUGGCAUCGGAACAACCAAGAUCAGUCAAUGGGGAAACAUCAUUGUAGUCUUGGGUAAAGUAUUUAUUUUCAGGGCAAUAUCGGUAGAAAUGUUACAAAUAGGGAGGUUCAGGAGCCUCGUAAGACAUCACAGUAAAAUGGAGGGAUGUAUUGCAGAAGGAAAUUGUUAAAUGGCGUUAUACUGUGAAAGGUGGAUUAAUCUGUGGACAUGGGAAGGUUGGCGUAAUACUGGGAAAGAUGGGUUAAUCUGUGGACACCGGAGGGUUGGCGUUAUACUGGGAAAGAUGGGUUAAUCUGUGGACACCGGAGGGUUGGCGUUAAGAUCGGGAAGAAAAUGUGAAUUGGCUGCUGUGGGUGAAAAUCCAGCACUUGAAGAAAGAGUAAAUUAGAAAUAUAAAUGUAUAGUUUUAGGUACUGUAGAUGUGAGUGAAACAGAUGUAAAUAGCAGAAGUAUUGUAGUCUGUUUAUUCCAAUCACAGUAGGGAAAUGAACAAAUAAGGAGAUUGGAAAUGAUGCAGACAAUUUCAUGGAUAGAACCUACAUUCUAUCUGCAAUAUUAAAGCUGAUCCCCCCCCCCCCCCACAAAAAAAAUGGAAUUAAGGUUUUGCUCCAUGAGGUAAUCCAACAAUGUUGCCAUCGUGCUCAUCUUCUCUCAUUGAUUAAGUCAGGUGGGUGUCCACCCUGUAGUGCCACAUGUCAUGAUGAAACUCACUUGACUUUGAAAUAGUCAAGAUGGUGGCGUACAGAUUGUUGGUUAACUUCAUAGAUCAAAGAAUGUAUAACAGCAUAUUCUAAAUUCAAACGAACCACCUGCAACUAGAAAUGGAUGUUUUAGAAUACAUUUGGUCUUCCAAGUCAGGAAUUGAGGAAGUCUCGCCAAGUAAACGUUGCUUAAAUUCUAUGUGCUAUGCCAAACAGUACCUAACCUGUAACGGCUGAUGGAGCAUCACAUUAGCCAUUACAAUAUGCUAGCUAAACCACACCCCUCCUGUUAUUCAAUCAACAAUCUGUUUACACUCACUGUCUGCUCCCACACACCUCCCAAAAAAGGUAGAUUCCUUAUCCCAUUGCUUCAGGAGCAACAUCAUGGCAAUGUAAUUUUGUGGGCGCUGUAUAACAUGCCCUACAGAUUCACCUGCUUUGAUGGCUCUCGCUAAUCACCAGACUGACUCCAGUGCUGCCUAGUCAUCUUUUUAUGUACAGGCUGGGGUUUCUCUAGGAUAUUGUACCUGUUCUAGUACCACGAGAGAAACCAUUUCCCCCUUUUUUUGUUGUUGACAAGCUUAGACUUUCAACAGAAGAGUUGUGGAUGGAUGCAUUUGUUGGAGUGGGAUAGUUGUAAUUUUUUCUCAUUUUGUUUCUGUAUAGUCGUGAUAAUACAUACUUGAAGUUGUAUGUACAAAUAAGACUGAGGAGAGUAACAGAUUACUACAAAACACUUAAUACUCUGUUCAUUUACAGCUAAAAUCUCAUGUUUUUCAGUGUUAUCGCUGCAUUAGAAAUACAAUAAUGACCUUGCGGUCAUAGUCAAUGUGUACAACAUAACAUAACAUUUAUUUAUUUGCAGGCUUCUUCAGGACCUACUCAUUAACCCAUUGCAUCAAUACGAGAACAUGUUAUUGCUGUCCUUGGGGUAAUGACUCUCAGAAUUUAGCUUGAUUGAUGGCCCUUUGGUAAACAUGAUACAGAUAAAUAAAUCCCAAUUAAAAGCAGUGGACGGCCAUGACUAAAUAUGAAUGAUAUGUGUUUGUGUCGUCUUCGGACUUGUGUGAUACAAGGAAAGCUUGGAAGACUUAUAAAUCUACGGUAAAAUGUGAAUGAAAGUUUUCUCUUGUGUGAUGUUGCGCUAUAGCUGCCUGUUAAGACACCAGAGAACAACUGUACAGUUUUUUUUAUGUAGAUACAAAAUGUCAGAUUUCCCUAUGGUGUAGAAUGCGUGGCUCUUGGGAAUGUGACAAUGUGCAUGUUUACUGUCACGAUACACUAAAAGAUAUGAGUAUGAGUGACUCUUGUGUCUUUUUGAAAAUGAUCUCCUGUUGACGCCUUAUAACAAAACCUAUUGCCUCUUCCAAUAUGGCAGUUGUUCUUUUUAUUUAUUGGUUGGUGUGCCAUAACUUUCCACUGUUUUUGUCUUUUUCCUCAGUUUGCCCCACCUCUUGAGCCCCUAAACUUUUACGCAACCACCCAUAGGCACAUUGUAUCUGUCCCAUUAUGGCGUCUGUGAGAGCACCGGCAGCGCCAUUGAGGCCAUCUCCAUUUUGAAGUAGUCAAUUUUGUCAUUCUCCUUCUAUGAGUUGGCAAACAAACUGAAAGGGUGCACACUGCCACCUAGAGUGUUUGAACAGGUAUAAAGACGAGGUUCGGCUAUUUACUGCCACCUGCAGUUAUGGAAUGUUUGCUCACAAGUAUAAUUCAUUGGCUGAUCCCUCCUGGUGACCUGGAUUUAAUUAUGUGAUCCUUCCUUAAGCCAUAGGAAUCCCCACCCAGAUUACUACUUUAAAAUGCUGGGAGCCCUCAAUGGUUUUCUACAUCUAGAGACCUCUAUCAUUCUCUUUGUCAACAACCACACUUUUGACAUUUGCAUACAUCAAGUGACUGACUUGACUGCUUUGGGAGCCAAUCAUGUGUCAUUUCUUCUCCUUUAUCAUGAAACCCCUCCCCCUUCACAGAAGAAAUGCUUCUCCACUCAUUUUGAGUUCUUAUCAUAUCAGGAUAAGAUGAUUAUAUUACUCUACUCUUUGUUGAGAUGUGUGAAUACCAACUUGCAUCUAGGCAGUGGAACUGUAGUUUAGUUUGCAGUGAAAGCGAGGUCCCACAAAGUUAUCUAUGGGGUGUGAUAAGGACGCCCAGCUGUGUGUUAAGGUCUGUAUCUCGUCUGUUUUUUCUUCUUCAGUGUCUGCCUCCUCUUAGGUCUUUUAACAAAUAUUCCCAUUUUAAGUGUGCAAAAUCGAGAGUAUCAAACUUUGAGCUGAGCAUUUCACAAAGUAUGCUUCAGAUUUAUUUUAUUUUUUAAGGUUUGGCAUUACUCAUGUGGUCAAGAGUCUGUCUUUACAGGCGUUUUGUGAACCCCAUAGGGAACGGAACUAGAGCAGUUAUUACUAUUCUUGGUGCACCGGUGUUCCUAUUGAUAGAAAGGGAUCUUUACUGAGCAUUUCAAUCACCAGCUUUGUUUUGAUUCUGCUUUGCGCCAUUUUUGUUUUGGAUAACUAUUGACCAUGCCACAUAAUGGUCUCUGAUAAUAUGCCCGCCAUACUUGUCAGUUUUAUUCUGCCAAAUGGAAGAAAGAGCUCUUUGUCUGUCUUGUUUUGAAACGUAAAUAAAGAUGGGCUGAUGUUUUAAA